CGUGCCGCGCACGUCCGCUUUUACAGUUACGGCAGAGAAAUUUGCUUUACGGCAGUGCUUGUUUCAGAGUCUGCAGAGGUCACCUGACUUUCGCAGCGAUGUGGUCCUCCUUGCUUGUUGUCCUGUUCCUGAUGCUCGCGAGUGAUGUCAUAGGGCAGGAGAGCAUCAGGAAGCCCAACAUAAUUUUAGUGAUGGCGGAUGACUUGGGAAUCGGUGACGUGGGUUGCUAUGGUAACAACACCAUCAGGACCCCCAAUAUAGACAGGCUGGCCUCUGAGGGGGUGAAGCUGACUCAGCACAUCGCAGCCGCCCCACUGUGCACACCGAGCCGGGCGGCAUUCAUGACGGGGCGCUACGCUGUCCGCUCAGGGAUGGCGGGGGCAGGUGCGGUACAGGUUAACUUGUUCCUGGGGGGUUCGGGCGGGCUGCCACCCGGGGAGACAACUUUUGCCAAGAGGCUGCAGCAACAAGGAUAUACCACUGGCCUAGUUGGUAAAUGGCACCUCGGCCUGAGCUGUGAGCAAAGAGGGGAUCACUGUCAUCACCCCAAUCAGCACAGCUUCAGUUUCUUCUACGGCCUGCCUUUAACCCUCUUGAAUGACUGCGCUCCUGGCAUGGGGACGGACAUUUUGAACCACCUGCAACACACGUUCCAAAAGAUCUCUGUGUUGCUCGUGGUUGGUCUUUUCACACUGAUGUGUGUUCGAGCUUGCGGCCUAAUCGACAUCAACCUGUGGCUCUCGGUGGCGCUCCUCUUGGUUAGCUUCCUUCUGAUUGCGAUGUGGUACGCUGUCUUCGGACUACUGCCCAGGUGGAACUGCAUCAUUAUGAGGGACCAGGAAGUGGUGGAACAGCCCAUGACGCUAGAGACUCUGCCUCACAGGUUGCUGACGGAAGCGCAGAACUUCAUCGAGAGGAAUACCGACCAUCCGUUCCUUCUGUUUUUCUCCCUGGCUCACGUCCACACGCCACUUUUCAACUCGCCGGCUUUCGCGGGCAGAAGCCGCCACGGUCGCUACGGUGACGACGUGGAAGAGAUGGACUGGCUCGUCGGUGAGCUAACCAAAACCGUGGACUCGUUGGGCCUGGCUAACGACACUCUGAUGUACUUUACGUCAGACCACGGAGGGCACAUUGAGAGUUCUCAUCCUCUGAUUGGCCAGGGAGGAGGUUGGAACGGCAUUUUUCGAGGUGGGAAAUUCAUGGGGGGCUGGGAAGGCGGCAUCAGGGUUCCCGGCAUCUUCCGCUGGCCGGGCAGACUGGCAGCUGGGAGAGUGGUGGACGAGCCCACCAGCCUCAUGGAUCUCUACCCCACCCUGAAACAUCUGGCUGAAGACACCCAACCCGACAGGCCGUUAGAUGGUCACAACCUCAUGCCGCUGUUGGAGGGCAAGGUGACUCGAUCGGCGCAUGAGUUUAUGUUCCAUUACUGUGGCAGCCACUUACACGCAGCACGCUGGCACCCACCAGACAGCGACUCCAUCUUCAAGGUGCAUUUCGUCACACCAAAUUUUUCCCCCCCGGGAGCUGUGGGAUGCUAUGACCCGGGCACGUGCUCGUGUCACGGAGAACACGUGACACGACAUGACCCUCCGCUGCUCUAUGAUCUUCUCCGGGACCCCUCAGAAUCGCAGCCGCUGGGCCCCGAAACAGAGCCUCGCUACGCAGAAGUCCUCCAUCGAAUAACCGAAGCGAUGCACACUCAUCAGCUCUCCUUGGUGGACAAACAACCAAACCAGAUGACUUGGGACAAGAUUCUGUGGAGACCUUGGCUUCAGCCAUGUUGUGGGACAUUCCCUUUCUGUGGCUGCAAAGAAGACGCAAGGUAGGGGAAAAAAAAUCACGAGUGGACUUUUUCAUUUGGAACCGGAAGAAUGUUGUAGUUGACACUGUGUGCCUCAAGAGGGCAGAGUCUGAUUGUUUUUGGAGCGAUCAGGUCCAUGUCAUCAUAGGGAUACUUGACUGUAUAAUUAAGAAUUAAACAUAUAUUUAGGUUUUGUCCUUGUUUAGCCCAGGUCUCAAUUCUCACCUAAUUCAAAAAGUCAAUUGAUUUUGUCUUUUUUCCUCACAUGUGCAUGGCAGAAGGUCAUACCAGGAUUUGUGAGAUCCAUGUUAAGUUUGAAGGCAAUCAAGCCCAGUAUGAUGAAGGUAGCUCUGUUCAAAGGUCACAUUUUCCUUGUCAGAGCUCUCCCAAGAACAAUUUGCACUGUGCAUUACUGGGAUUAUUUCUCAAAGGCAAGAAAGGCCUAUUUCAAGAGUGUUCAGCACAAGGUCGCCUUAGUAACCGACGUACGUGUUUAUCGUCAUGUUCAUCCACCAGUUCCCCUUUUGAACCUUGUUGAUUCCACUUGAUUGCUUGCGAGUGCAAUACAUUGUAUUCUGUGAUUUUCUUGUAUUUUGUUUGCCAGUACAUAACUAGUAACACGUCACCAAUAACGCACACUGACAAAACAUGUUAGAUAACUACAAAUUGCACAUAAAUAAUAUGUAGUGUUAACACCGGGCAGGGUUAACAUUAAUGUAAACAAUAAUAAUAUUAAGCAUUACAUUGCUUUUAGUUUAAAAAAGGCACUUUAGUUAAGGUAAAAAAAAUUACCCUACUGGAUUAAAAGGUUAAACGGGCCAUAUUUAUAACUACAUGCUUCAUUCUUAUAUGUUUGUAUUGGAACAUUUUAAAUGUUAAUAUUUAUUUUUUUAAAUUCAGUCUUUCAUGCACCAUUCGUGCUACUUGGACCACACUUUGAGAAUCACUGGUCUAUGACGUUCAAGUUAUUUGUCUUCAGGAAUCCUGCCUAGCAACAAGUGCACAAUAACCAGGGGGAAAAAAAAUGAAUUAUUGCAGGGAUACUUGUGAUGGGUAUAUGCAGUGUGAUAUCUGUUGUGUUGAUUUAUGAUGAAUUAUAGAGAUUUAUUUGCAAAAGUUUUUUUGGCCCCUUCUAAACUAUUUAGACACAGAAGUGCAUAUAUAUGUGUAGAUGUCACUGCACUUUGCUUUGCAACAUGCUCCUGCUCUCCCUCCUCUUUUUUCCCAUAUUUUGGCUUAUCCCAACAUGAAAAUUUGCUUAGUUCAGACUCUCAAGAAGUCAAAAGCGAGGCUAUAUGGAAUCCCGAUGGGCCUGUAAGGAUACCCUGUGGCUCUCCAUACUGUAUCUUCACCAAUAAAAGACUGUAAAGACUG
Messenger RNA from Syngnathus acus (greater pipefish), 3178 nucleotides. RefSeq names its product arylsulfatase H (gene arsh). Bases 99 to 1829 code for a protein of 576 amino acids. NCBI's taxonomy places the organism in Eukaryota, Metazoa, Chordata, Actinopteri, Syngnathiformes, Syngnathidae. The record is from RefSeq and is a predicted model, not a curated record. The transcript is spliced from 11 exons. Gene Ontology annotation, molecular function: arylsulfatase activity.